Molecule: messenger RNA, 5073 nt
Organism: Bolinopsis microptera
Lineage: Eukaryota; Metazoa; Ctenophora; Tentaculata; Lobata; Bolinopsidae
Product: phospholipid-transporting ATPase VB-like
Exons: 8
Coding region: 735-3383 (882 amino acids)
Biological process (GO): phospholipid translocation
Cellular component (GO): plasma membrane
Molecular function (GO): ATP hydrolysis activity; ATP binding; ATPase-coupled intramembrane lipid carrier activity
Source: RefSeq, a predicted model, not a curated record
AGAUCAAUGGAAAACAAAAAAACUAGACAUGUAAAAGCUUUUGGACAUACAGACUUCAGAAAGAACGGUAUCUGCACAACAAACUACAGAUGGUGGAAUUUCGUUCCUCUCAAUUUAUACAAACAGUUUCACAGAGUGGCCAAUUGGUUCUUUUUAAUCAUGUUGGCAUUGAACUGGGUCCCUCAGCUUAAUGCAGUCGGAAAAUAUUUUUCUAUAAUGCCUAUUUGUAUAGUACUGUUAAGUGAUGCUAUCAAGGACUUGUAUGAGGACAUUCGACGAGCCAAGCAAGAUGAUCGCAUCAACAGUAGAGACUCUCAGUGCUAUGAUAAGAAAACUGGGCAGUACUAUCGGAAAAGGUGGAAAGAAUUACAAGUUGGAGAUGUCAUCAAGGUGGUGUGUAAGGAAGAGGCUCCCACUGACAUUCUCAUUAUCGACACAUCUGAUGAAUUUGGUUUUGCUUAUGCAGACACUUCCACACUGGAUGGUGAGACCAAUCUCAAACAAAGGACUUGUGCUAGUAUUCCUAACAUGGAAUCCACCGGUUUGCGAAAUCUCGAAUUAGAUAUAAGUGUUGAUAUGCCAAACGAUGAUUUGUCUGAACUCAACGGGUAUCUUCAUCAUGAACAAGAAAAUAGAACUCUUAAUUUAGACAAUUUUAUCCUCAGAGGUUCAGAGCUGAGAACACUGAUUAUGUUGUUGGUCUGGUAGUGUAUGCUGGUCAUGACACAAAAGCCAUGCAGAACAAUAAAGGGGGUCGCACCAAGAUAAGCAACAUUGAAAGGACGAUGAACGGCACUAUCUUGAUCAUGUGUUUAAUCCUUAUCUCGAUAUGUUUCAUAUCAGCGUUUGGACAGUGGCUGUGGCUGCGGUCCUAUUCAGAUCCAAGGGUCCAUAACAUGACCCGGGUUAUCAAUAUGACAGAUAACUUUGUGACUGAGUACAAAGUAGCACCCUAUUUGAUACCCCAAACUCAGCAGAUAGCAUACCUUGCUUUCUUGUCCUUCUUCACGUUUGUCAUUAUUUUCAAUCAGCUAAUCCCAAUGUCUCUGUAUAUCCUCCUCGAGAUUACCAAGUUGCUGCAAAUGUGGCUCUUGCAGAAAGAUCUCGAUCUUUUUGGUGAGAGGGCAAUAAACUGCCGCUCAAUGAGUAUUGGAGAGGAUUUGGGGCAGGUUCAGUAUGUUUUCUCCGAUAAAACAGGAACUUUGACUGAAAACAAGAUGAUUUUCAAAUGUAUGUCAGCUUGUCGAAGAGUGUUUGGCAGCUCUAAGACGGGUAAUAAUUCAGAUAACUUGAAGAUGGAUGACAAUGGGGGCGAGAGACCUCCUGUUGAUCCUGCUCUGGCAGAAGCACUUGAAGCUAAAACUGGCUACGAAGAUGUCAACAGUGUGGUGAUCGCCAUGACCAUCUGCAACACUGUCAUGGUGACAUCCGAGGGUCGACGUGGCACAAGUUUCUCCCAGUACCUCCCACGUGACUUUAACGGUAUUGUGUAUGAAGCUGAGUCUCCAGAUGAGUUGUCACUAGUGAACGCCGCGCGAGAGUACGGGUUUGUGCUUCUGAGGAGAACUCCAGAGAGCUGUGUGGUCAGACAACAGAAAGUUAUCAUGAGAUACAAGGUACUGUGCUCCCUUCCUUUUGACUCGGUCCGAAAGUGUCAGAGUAUUAUUGUGAUUCAUCCUCGUACCAUGAAGAUGGUAAUGUACACGAAGGGUGCUGAUUCGGCAGUGUACGGCAGACUCCGGACUUCGCAGAGCAAGGAGGAGGAUGAGCUGAGAGCUGCUACUCUUGAUCAUAUCAACUCGUUUGCUAAAAAGGGACUGAGGACACUAGCAUUUGCGUUCAAGAUACUGGAGCAGGCAGAGUAUGAGCAGUUCAUUCUCCGCUACAGACAUGCGUCUGUUAAGAUGGAAGGUCGAGCUGAAGCUGUUAGCAAAGCAUGCAGUUCUAUUGAGAGAAAUCUCGUUUUGAUAGGUGGUACUGGUGUUGAAGACAAGCUUCAGGAAGGAGUCCCAGAGGUCCUCUCUUCUCUUAGAGCUGCAGGAAUAGUAGUAUGGGUACUGACGGGAGACAAGCAAGAAACAGCGGUCAGUAUCGGCUACAGUUCCCAAGUGUACUCACGAGACACUCUCCUCCACAAGUUCAAGACCUCCACAAAGGAGGCUACACGGCAGAAGCUGAACGAGGUCAUGGCUCACACACCUACAGGCCAGGUACACAAACAGGCGCUGAUAAUUAACGGCUGUGCAAUUGAGCACCUCAUGAGUUACGAGUUGAGGACGGACUUCCUGGCUUUAUGCCAGACUUGUCAGACUGUGAUUUGUUGUCGAGUUACUCCGCUACAGAAGGCUUCACUCGUGUCCCUUAUCAGAGAGGAACUUGGGGUGAUGACACUGGCUGUGGGCGACGGCGCAAACGAUGUCGGAAUGUUGCGACAAGCUGACAUUGGAAUUGGCAUUGCAGGACGCGAGGGAACACAAGCUGUCAUGGCCUCCGACUUCGCUAUCGAGCAGUUCAGAAUGCUUCAAAAACUGGUGUUAGUACACGGACAGUGGACUUAUCACCGCAUAUCAGACUUUAUAUUCUACUUCUUCUACAAGAACCUGUUUAACGCUACCCUAUCUCUCUUCUAUCAGUUCUUCAACGGCUUCAGCGGGAGUUUCCCACAAGAAGAGUUCCUUGUGGUGACGUUCAACACCUUCUGGACAACACCCGGCACCUUUAUCUCCUUUCUACUCAAUCAGUACGGAGGGAGCAAGGAGGAGAUUCUCCACGACCCGAGGGGUUACCGAGCAGGCAGACUUAACGAAGUGUUUAACCACACUAAUCAGAUUGCAGCGUGUCUGGAAGCUAUAUACCACGGUAUCAUAGUCUUCUCAAUCCACGCCAUGUCCUGCUGGGACAGUACCAUCAGUAAGCUGGAGUUCGGAGCAGGUCUCACCUUUAUCUCCCUGACUGUCAUGAACCUCAACUUCCUGGUCCGGUGUCCCAACAUCACCGUCCUCCUUGUCGUCACAAUAAUCAUGACGCUCAUCAUUGAGAUGUCCUGGUUCUACGGCUACGGCACCUUGGACUUCCUCUGGCAGUUCUUUAACGAGGACCCCCACUACACCUUCAAGAUGAGCUUUGAUAACUCCAUCACGUGGUUAAACCUGGUCCUGGUCAUCAUCCUGUCCUUCCUUCCCCGGGUCCUUCUCUCCGUCCUGACCAGCUCCGAGACUAACAGUAAGAAACCUUACGAUUCAUUCUACUCGUGUUGGUAUAAGAGUAAGAAGAGACUAGCUAAGAAUGACUUCCUACCCAUGGGGGGUCUAAGAGCUGCUUCUAUAGGUGGGGGGAACCAGGACUCUAAAAAAGAUUCAGACAUGGCUCAGGUCACUGUGUAACGUCAGUUCCCUCCUUUAAAAUUACUUCCUUUCAAAUUAAUUAUUUAUUAAUUAAUCACUCCGUCGUGAGGGAGCCACAGAUCUUUUUUAAUCAUCGCUGUUAAAUACGUUAAAAUGUCCCCCUCAAAAUAUGCAAUAAUUUUUGUUCAAUUUAUGAAUGUAAAGUUCGUGAAAUAAGUCCUUUGCUAGUUUUGACUUUUAAACUUUUAACUAAGUUCGUAGUACGUCAGUGUUUCUUUAAAAAAAGGCCCGUUUUCGUGUUUUUAAUGAAUCUGAGAACAAAUUCAAGAAAAUUCGUCAGAAAUUUGGCAGAAAUACUGUCACGUAUUCUGAAAAACAAAACUUAUUUAACGGCAGUGACUUACAGUAACAAUAUUCCCUUUUCCUUACGGAACAAAAGGUUGAAUCAUUGAAGCUGGCGAUGUAAAAUAGUGUAGAUAAAAUGUGACCUGUGCAAUAUUAAAUGGCACAGUGUUAUUUUAAAACCGUCCUCAGUCGUUUUAACUGCAGCCGUGUAAAGUGUUUUAAAUUUUGGUUGUAUGAUAAUUAUCAACAAUACUCCAUUAUUGGCCGCUAGCCAAUUGUUCGGAGUGAUAUAUCGGUAUUCAAGUUUCAGAUAUUCUGUUGUUUAAUUGUUUUAGAUUUAAAUGGUGUAUAAAGAAAAUUACUCGGAAGUUUGACUUAAAUAAGGGGGUAUUGUUAUUAUUGUUAUAUUACAUUUUCAGAUGUUUGUUAUAUUGAAGGCAAGGGAAUAAUCCUAUAUUUUACUGUUACCGGGGGUUAUAGCCGGGGGUUAUAGCUUAUAGCUUAUAGCUAUGCUUCCAACACUAAGUUUUGCCAUGUUAUUAUAAACGGCUCAACAGUUAUUUCGGUAUUAUCAGGCCAUGAAUGUAACUUAAUUCUAGAUGGCAAUUUUAUUAUAUUACUAUCAACUUAAUAUGUCCAUUGUCCAAGCUUUUUAAACACUUUAAAAUUUGUAUCUUGCAAUUCAUAUUGAUGAAGUGAAUAUUUAUUUAUUGCUGCAUCAUAAUACCACAAUUAUUUUGUGUUAAAAUUUUGGCCAUUUACCCAUAAUUAGCGUAUUCAAUAUGAAAGUUAUGGCCGGCUAUAGUCCCCUACUAUGGUUACAAAAACCACCUAACACUCCCUUAGCUGGGGUGAGCUGGUUAUUUUACUAAUUUAAUGUUAUAUUAGAAUUUGUUACGGGUCCUGUCUCCGGUUUUAAGGUCCAAGAGAAAUUCAAUCGCCUAGUAUAAUUAGUGUAUUAGUUAAGAAGGGAUAUCUGGCCAGCAUUUCCUUUUCGAAAAUCUCUGCUGCAUUUGAUACGUGUAUCUGUAAAGCUUGUUGAUCAAAUUAAUAAUAUAAUUUUGAUUAAUAAUAUAAUAUUUAAAUUAAAGAACGCCGGUUUUUUUUUUUAGUUUGCAUGUUGUGUUGCAAGGGUUUCAGAAUACAGUCAAACCUCCAAAUAUGCAGGGAAUCUUAGGCGAAGACAGACAUGUGUACAUUUUCCCGGUUAUUCGGAAAUUCCCGUCAUUUCGGAGAAUUCCGGUAAGUCGGCGAAUUCCUAGUGAAAAGGCUAGGGGUUCAUAUUGAAUUGAGCUUAUUUAGUUGAUGAUGGUAAAAAUUCCCGGUUAUUCUUGGUUUGACUGUAAAGCGUACUGACAGACAUCCUCGGAGCACAGAAAAUCAA